UUUUAAAAGUGUUAAGUGGUUAAAAGCCCACAUGCUAAAUGAUCAUACAGGAAUGAUGAAAGAUAAUCAAUUUCCCACCCAAGUGGAAAAUACCAAUAUGGAUUCUAAUAAUGAACUUUGCAUGAUAUGUGGUCAAAACUUUCCUGACAAGAUAGCCUUACAAGUUCACCUGAUCAAGGAUCAUCGUACUACAAAUGAAGAUAUAGGAAUCACAAAUAACUCAGGGAUGAAUACAACAUCAGAUUCCUCAACAACAGCAGUCCAAGAUCAGGCAAGAACAAAUGGUAGUACAUCACCAGGAAGUUCUUCUUCUUCUGUCCAAGUAAUACAGUCCAGAUUACCAAUUAAACUGUCAGGUAUUGGUGGUAAUAGAAUUUAUCACUGUUCAUUCUGUAUUUAUUCUACUCGAUGGCUGUCCAAUUUGUACGCACAUGAAAAGAGACAUACUGGUGUUAAUACUGAAGGCGAAAAGAGGUUUGUUUGUCGUAUAUGUCAUCGUGCAUAUCGUUACAAUCACUCUCUUCAACGCCACUUUUUAAAUCAUAGGGCUGCGGGAUUUUCGUUUAAAGAUAUAUCGCACUCUUCAUUAUCAUCAUCACAUCACCAGAAGCGUGCACAGUCUCUAGGCCAACAAUGGGAUUCUUCCAGGUCAGCCACAGCAAUGGGAAAAUCACAAGAUGAUAUGCAACAUUCAACAAAAGUUAAAAGAUAUCGCUGCAGUAAGUGUAAUAAAAAAUUUCGCACCAGGGAGAUGUGUUUGGCUCAUAUUCACAAUGUUCACAGUGGAAGAAGAAGUAUAAUAAAUCAACAAAAACAUGUGAAGAUCUUCCGAUGUCGUUUAUGUGGGUUUGCUACGAAAGUUUGGAGUAUUUUGAAGUUACAUAUCAAACAGCAUCAAGGGGCCACAGAUGUAGCUAAAGAUGUCCAACAAGAAAGUGAUGCUUCUGCCAGUUCACCUUCAACACCAAAUAACAGGAGAUAUCUCUAUUAA
Molecule: messenger RNA, 991 nt
Organism: Centruroides sculpturatus (bark scorpion)
Lineage: Eukaryota; Metazoa; Arthropoda; Arachnida; Scorpiones; Buthidae
Product: zinc finger protein 14-like
Exons: 1
Coding region: 32-991 (319 amino acids)
Biological process (GO): regulation of transcription by RNA polymerase II
Cellular component (GO): nucleus
Molecular function (GO): RNA polymerase II transcription regulatory region sequence-specific DNA binding; DNA-binding transcription factor activity, RNA polymerase II-specific
Source: RefSeq, a predicted model, not a curated record